AUGCAGCCUCUUGAAUUGACCUUGGUCGUGGCCGCGACGCGCAGCAUGUGUAUCGGUGCCGGCGGCACCAUGCCGUGGAAGGGCCUGCGCAACGAGAUGAAGUAUUUUGCGCGAGUCACCACGCAAGUUCCAUCUCACUGCCCCCCUGGCGCCGUCAACGCCGUCAUCAUGGGCCGCAAAACCUGGGACUCGAUCCCGCCCAAGUUCCGGCCGCUCAAGGACCGUCUCAACAUCGUCAUCAGCCGCUCCGCCACCUCGCCGCCGCCGCCGCCGUCGCCAUCGCCGCCCAGCCUUGAAGAGCCCGUGCGCGUGUCGUCGGUUGAAGGCGCACUGGAAUACGCGCGCGCGCACGGCGGCGGCGGGCGCGUCUUCGUCAUUGGCGGCGGCCAAAUCUACGCGGCGGUGCUGCGGCGGCCCGAGGCGCGUCGCGUGCUGCUCACCAGCAUCGACGCCGAGUACGACUGUGAUACCUUCUUCCCAAUCAAGCUGGGGACCGACGAAGGCACCGAGCCAGGAUGGACGAGGAGGUCGGACGAGGAGUGGAAGGCCUGGACAGGCGAGGAGACGGAGAAUGGGCGCAGAGAAGAGGCGGGCAUCAAGUACGAGUUUCAAAUGUGGGAGAGAGAAUAA
Messenger RNA from Beauveria bassiana ARSEF 2860, 630 nucleotides. Its product is annotated as dihydrofolate reductase. Gene Ontology annotation, biological process: dihydrofolate metabolic process; glycine biosynthetic process; folic acid metabolic process. Lineage: Eukaryota; Fungi; Ascomycota; Sordariomycetes; Hypocreales; Cordycipitaceae. The coding region runs from base 1 to 630 and encodes 209 amino acids. Gene Ontology annotation, molecular function: NADP binding; dihydrofolate reductase activity. The record is from RefSeq and is a predicted model, not a curated record. Gene Ontology annotation, cellular component: mitochondrion. The transcript is spliced from 2 exons.